CACCAACUUUGUAGCCCCUACUUAUCACCUACCUACCUAGUUAAGACUCACCCGUAUAUUAUAUUAUUACAUCGAGAGACCUCCCCUCAAAAACCAAUAUGUCUGAUCAGGCCAUAGCCCCCAGCGACUCGAAGGUCGAGCACAAGUUUGUCGAUGCACUCGCCCCUAAUGACCCUCGGGUCGAACAUAAGUUCAAGUCUUUUGGAGAUAUCACCUACCACUAUAUACUAGCUAAGCCGCAGGGCAAACCCGUCGCCACCGUCCUCCUUACUCACGGCUGGCCGGAUAUACAUUUCGGAUGGCGCUACCAAGUUCCUUACCUCGUAAAUCUGGGCUUCCAGGUCAUUGUCCCGGAUAUGCUGGGAUAUGGGCAGACUUCUGCCCCCCAUUCAUCCGAGGAGUACUCCUUCCCGAAGAUGAUCGCUCAAAUUGUGGCCAUCGUUAAGGACCACACCGAUCAGCCUAUCAUCCUCGGUGGCCACGAUUGGGGCGCGGUCUUUGCUUGGCGCCUAGUUAAUUACCACCCGGAGCUGAUCCGCGCAGUCUUCAACUUGUGCGUGCCUUACAUGCCGCCGUCGCCAGUCAAGCACUCGCUGGAAGACAUGGUCAAAAAGCUGCCGAACUUCACGUACCAGCUGCAGCUGGCCAGCGGGAAGACAGAGGAGAUCGUCGACAAAUCGCCGGAGCGGCUGCGGGGGUUCCUGAACAGCCUGUUCGGCGGCAGGACGCCGGAAGGGGACUACGGGUUCAAGGUGUCGGAGGGGGUGGUGGAGGAGAACCUGGAGAGGAUCGGGCCGUCGCCCCUAUUCAGCGCGGAGACCAUCGACUUCUACGUGCAGGAGUUCUCGCGCCACGGCAUACACGGCCCCUGCAACUGGUACCGCACCCCGGGCCCCCGCGGCGAAGACGAGCAGGAGCUCGCGAGGAAGCUCGGGCCCGACCACAAGCUCAAGGUCCCCGCCAUGCUGGUUAUGGCCGAGAGGGACAGCGCGCUCCCACCCCACCUCGCCGACGGGCAGGAGAAGUACUUUGAGGCCGGCCUCAAGAAGGAGCUCGUCCCCGGAUCCAGCCACUGGGUCCAGGCCCAGUGUCCCGAUGUUGUCAACAAGCAUAUUGGGGACUUCAUCAAGAGUGUGCUGGGGGAUGAGCUCAAGGCUUCCUUGUAAAGAAAGCCUUUGCUCAGCCCUGCAGGAUGGUUGACCCAAACCGUCUCUAAGGGUGGUUACCUAGUGGUGGUAUGCGGUAGGUAGUUAUUAGAAACCCACGAUAUAUUAUGGCCCGAAAUAAAGUAUACUUAUCUAAUAUAUAUAUAUGCGCGAUACAAUUUUUGGUCUAGGCAGUUUCCAUGCCUCGUAUACUAUUACCGCCCCUCAUUAGGGGAGGGGAGGAGGGAUUAUUAGAGAGUGUAGGACAUGUGACGAAAAGAGAUAAUAAGCCGUGGCUGUAGGUUUAGGUACGUGUAAAGACGCGUGAAAGUCAGUACUGCGGUCAGCGGCGCUGCCACGAGGAGAAAAAAAAAAGGCCUUACAAGCCCCUGAAUUUGUGUUUAAAAAUAAGAUUGGUGAUAAGGCCUAGACUUUUUGGGAAGUGCAUACUUUAGGUGCGCAGCUUUUCCUCUUGGCGGAUCUUGGUAUAAACCAGUAUGUGUUAUAUAGUGUAUGACCUCCUUUUUUUGCCCUUUUACGAUGCUUAGGAUUGCAAUGAUAGCGCUAUUCACUGAAGCUUUUCCCCCGAGGAAAACAACAUUGAAAAGAGGCGUAAAAAAAGAGGUUGUUUUGGGGGGUUGCAUAUGUCAUGAUUGGAUUCUCCAAAUUAUUGUCUGGUUACACUUAAGAUUCUAAAUUUGUAGGUACCUACAUGUACCUAUUUGAUGCCUGUGCCCUCGAUGCUAGGCCG
Daldinia caldariorum is the source of this 1896-nucleotide messenger RNA. RefSeq names its product alpha/beta-hydrolase. Bases 99 to 1166 code for a protein of 355 amino acids. The record is from RefSeq and is a predicted model, not a curated record. Gene Ontology annotation, molecular function: hydrolase activity. The transcript is spliced from 3 exons. Lineage: Eukaryota; Fungi; Ascomycota; Sordariomycetes; Xylariales; Hypoxylaceae.